AGUGCUACUGUGCGUCCAAAAAGAUAAAUAUUUAUAAAAGAUAAGGCAAAAAUCGCCAAGUUUAAGACCGGCAAGUUACGGAACAGCGAAACGAAAUGGCGGAGAAUUUUGGAAGGGAAACGCCACCGAUUUACAACGAGGAAGUCAAGACUGCGGGACAACCGUUGUCGGAUUUCUUGUUGCAAUUGGAGGAUUAUACACCUACGAUUCCUGAUGCCAUCACCGAACAUUAUUUGCACACAGCUGGUUUCAAUGCCACUGAUCCAAGAAUAGUACGCCUGGUGUCCUUAGCGGCGCAAAAGUUUAUUUCAGAAAUUGCCAACGAUGCGUUGCAGCACUGCAAAACACGUGGUGCCAAUCAGAACACAAAAACAAAGGGAAAAGACCGACGUUAUACUCUGACUAUGGAAGAUCUGACACCAGCGGUUGCGGAAUAUGGCAUAAUAGUGAAGAAACCACAUUAUUUUGUUUGAUUGCUAUACAAUUCGAUGCGUGCACUUCGUUAAAUCAUAUCAGUGCAAUAAUAUGUAGCUGCAUUUUUAGAGAGUCACUAAGAAUCAAUGUCGCAUAAAAAUAAUACCUUUCCUUUUUAUAAGGGAAAAGUUUCAUAUUCAUGCAUGUUUCAGUUUGAAUAUAUUGAAUAAUUUGAUAAUGUCUGAGAAUUUGUACUUUAUUAGGAACAAUAUUAUUAUAUGAAUAAGUCCCCUAAAACGUUAUAGCUUCAUAUAAUUACAUUACUGUGGCACGAAUAUAAAUAUACACACAUCUUAUUAUAUCAUUGUAUCGUUGCUAGAGUUUUUGUAAGAGAUUAAAAAAUAAAUUUAAUGGAAAUUGUCAUACUGUA
Molecule: messenger RNA, 844 nt
Organism: Temnothorax curvispinosus
Lineage: Eukaryota; Metazoa; Arthropoda; Insecta; Hymenoptera; Formicidae
Product: transcription initiation factor TFIID subunit 10-like
Exons: 4
Coding region: 96-473 (125 amino acids)
Biological process (GO): transcription initiation at RNA polymerase II promoter
Cellular component (GO): transcription factor TFIID complex; SAGA complex; nucleus
Molecular function (GO): promoter-specific chromatin binding; RNA polymerase II general transcription initiation factor activity
Source: RefSeq, a predicted model, not a curated record